This is a messenger RNA of Exophiala oligosperma, 1473 nucleotides long. RefSeq lists its product as uncharacterized. The record is from RefSeq and is a predicted model, not a curated record. The coding region runs from base 85 to 1368 and encodes 427 amino acids. NCBI's taxonomy places the organism in Eukaryota, Fungi, Ascomycota, Eurotiomycetes, Chaetothyriales, Herpotrichiellaceae. Gene Ontology annotation, biological process: biosynthetic process. The transcript is spliced from 2 exons. Gene Ontology annotation, molecular function: pyridoxal phosphate binding.
AUGUCGUCUGGCUCAUACGAGUAGAGGGGCCAAAGGCUCCGCACAACCGCGGCAUAAGCAGUUUCAAAUUCCCAUGCCAAAGUCAUGCGAGAUCGAGACCAGCUCUUCAGUUCCCAUACCUUCUUCUGCUUGUUGAAAAUCUGCACAAUGGCUGAUUCAUCCUCGUCAAUGCCACCUGAGUGGAAUCGGUGGCAGCAUGACUCUGCAAAAUAUGACCUUUUCUCGCCCAGCGUUAGCCCGAUUUCAGUCGCAGAAUUGUUCGAGGUCUCAGAAGACAGAACUGGUUCAAAGCAACAGCUGGCACUUGACGAUGUCAGGCUGAAUGACGAUGAAUCACCCUUGGGACACGCUCAACUACGCAAGAAUCUGGCAUCGUUGUAUUCUGCUCGCUCCGCUGGGGUUACUCAUGAGAAUAUCAGGAUAACUAAUGCAGCUGCUUCUGCGAACUAUGCCGUGUUGUCUGCUCUUCUCUCAAAGGGUGAUCAUGCUAUUUGUCAGCAUCCCAUCGACAAUGUGCUCUUCGGAGCCCUCGAGUCGCUCGACAUAGAGGUGGCCCUAUGGGAAGCCGAACCAGCUAAGAAGUGGCAGCUUGAUGUCCAGGAUCUUAAGGAUGUCAUCAAGGAAAAUACAAAAUUGAUUGUGAUCCAGAGUCCUUGUGAUCCAACGGGUACGGUGGUGUCGAAAUCAAAACUAGAGGCUCUGAUUGAAGUGGCUCAGGAAAAGGAUAUCAUCAUAUUAGCGGAUGAAAGUUACAGACCUCUCUUCCAUUCAUUAUCACCAUCCGAUGAAGACUUCCCGCCCUCAGCAAUCAACAUGGGAUAUAGAAAGGUCAUCGUCACAGGUACAAUAAAUCACGCUUACAGCCUGCCGGGAACCAAAGCAGGGUGGAUAGCUUGCAAGGACAAAGAAAUCCUCGAAGCAUGCCAGCCGACACAGAUACGGAUCGCCUCAGCUCCCUCCCGGCUAGAUGAAUUAGUUGCGGCUGAAGCUUUGAGUGAUAGAUGCAUUCAUGCGCUGUUAGGCAGAAAUAUCAGACUAUGCCAAACAAAUCUGGAACUUCUUCAAGGGUUCAUUGAAGAACACAGCUGGUCGGUUUCGUGGGUAAAGCCGCAGGCUGGAACAACUGCUAUGCUCAAGUUCCACAAGAUGGGCAAGCCUGUUGACGACGUCGCCUUCUGCGCGGCGCUCCUGAAAGAGGCGGGUAUAUUCCUCUGCCCAGCAAGUACUACCUUCGGUAACUCCAAGAGCUAUCGAGGUUUUAUCCGCAUUGCUUUCGGAGCACCGACGUCGCAGUUCAAGGCAGCGCUCGCAGCCUGGACAUCUUUCAUGGAAGCCUACGAAUCUGUUCCAACUGUAUCUCAAAAAUAAAAUCUUCAUCAGAUCGGCAAUAUAAAUCCAUCACAAAUCAUGGGCCAUCGCCAGAUCAUCAAAUCAAGAAAAACCACAAUCCCCUCCAAGUUUUUUGUUCAGAGA